This is a messenger RNA of Fusarium odoratissimum NRRL 54006, 2210 nucleotides long. Its product is annotated as argininosuccinate synthase. Gene Ontology annotation, molecular function: argininosuccinate synthase activity; ATP binding. Gene Ontology annotation, biological process: urea cycle; L-arginine biosynthetic process. The transcript has 7 exons. NCBI's taxonomy places the organism in Eukaryota, Fungi, Ascomycota, Sordariomycetes, Hypocreales, Nectriaceae. Gene Ontology annotation, cellular component: cytoplasm. The coding region runs from base 620 to 1867 and encodes 415 amino acids. The record is from RefSeq and is a predicted model, not a curated record.
UCGAGAGACUAGGUGCAUUAGACUUACAUACAUUUCUAGGCAUUUUCCAACGAACAUAAGCUGUCGUGGGCCUUGUCGAAAAAAGGAUCACCGCUGCUACCCGUCAUGGAUCCCGUCAACUUAGACCAGGUAGCCAGGGCCGUGCUUAGAUCCAUCCAUCGAAAUUUUUGAUAUUGAGUCAACGAUCGCCUUAGCCUGCCGAAUUCGCAGCUCAAAAUGGGACCAUUGAUGGUGAUUUCUUCCCCCCCAACAAAUAGCUAUGACUCGUUCCCUAUCAAGGAAUUGCCAAGCCUGUAACUGAAUUCUAUCUUGGUAAAUUCUGGGGUCGUUUUUGUAGAUAGUUCGUCGAGUCCGGAGUCGGAGGCCGAAGUCUUGUAAGUGAAUCACUGUUUUUGUGAUAGGCACGGCUGGGUGCAUGCCCGAGUUAAGAUUUUGCUUUUUGUAUGGGAGAACGGUAUUUCGAAGUGAGUCAAAUUCGUAGUAUAUAAUAUAUGUUAUUUCCCUUUGACCAUUUGCUCAAACUCAAACACUUGCACACACCGAAGCCUGCUGCUCAACAUCACCAUUUCUCUUCAUCUUGGCCAAAUAACGGCACACCUCACAACAAAACGACUUCACAAUGUCAAAAGGCCGUGUUUGUCUUGCCUAUUCUGGAGGUCUCGAUACCUCGACUAUCUUAAAAUGGCUCAUUCUCGAGGGCUAUGAGGUUGUGUGCUUCCUCGCCGAUGUUGGUCAGGUCGAGGACUUCGAUGCUGUCGAAAAGAAGGCCCUCGCUCUCGGCGCGGAGCGCAUGAUCAUCGAGAACCUUCAGAAGGAGUUCGUCGAGCAGAUCGUUUUCCGAGCAAUCCAGUGCAAUGCCAUCUAUGAGGACCGAUACCUCCUUGGAACUGCUCUGGCCCGACCUGUCAUCGCUCGCGCCCAGGUCCGCGUUGCUGAGAAGUACAACUGCAAUCUUUUGAGCCACGGCUGCACAGGCAAAGGCAACGAUCAAGUUCGUUUCGAGCUCGCCUUCAAGGCUUGCAACCCUUCCAUUAAGGUCAUCGCCCCCUGGCGACUCCCCGAAUUCUGUGAGAAGUUCCAGGGUCGACAGGACCUCCUCAAGUUCGCCGCCGAGAACAACAUCCCUGUUUCAUCGACCCCCAAGGCUCCUUGGAGCCAAGACGAGAACCUCGUUCAUUGCUCGUACGAGGCUGGUAUUCUCGAAGACCCCGAUCACACUCCUCCUAAGGACCUUUGGACCCAGACUGUCGAUCCUCUUGAGGCUCCUGACAAGCCUCUCGACUUCACCGUGUACUUCGAGAAGGGUCUCCCUGUCAAGGUUGCUACCCCUGACCAAGAGGCUACCGACUCGGUAGAGCUGUUCAAGCUGCUUAACAAGAUUGGUCACGACCACGGCGUCGGCCGAAUUGACAUUGUCGAGAACCGAUGGAUUGGGCUCAAGAGCCGAGGAUGCUACGACACCCCUGGUCUCACCAUCGCCCGCCUUGCUCACGUCGAUCUCGAGGGUCUUGUCCUCGACUCCAAGGUCCGCAAGCUUCGAGAUCAAUUUGUGACUAUCGAGUGGUCCCAGUGCCUUUACAAUGGCAUGUACUUCUCCCCUGAGCGUGAGUGGCUCGAUGAGGCAAUCGUUUCUGCUCAAAAGGGUAUCAACGGUCAGGUCCGCCUCCGUGCGUACAAGGGCAAUGUUUACGUCCUUGGACGAUCCAGCGAGACCAGCAGCCUCUACUCCCAGGAGGAUGCUUCAAUGGACAGCCUUGACACCUUUUCUCCCAUGGACAGCACUGGCUUCAUUGCUAUCCAGUCUAUCCGAUUGGAGAAGUACGGUGCUCAGAAGGCCAAGGACGGCCAACCCCUUAGCCAGUCCUAAUCGUGUAAUAGUAUGGGUGUAACAACAGUGGUUUGGUAUGGCGUUAGGUCAGGUAGAGAGCUUUAAAAGUAUGCAAACUUCCUUCUAUAUGGGAAGCGCAAAGAAUUGACUCAUUGAUUUGGACGCAAGAUGGAUACAAAUGGUGACUUGACGCUUUCCCUUGAUUUCUCUGGGAGGGGUAUCUUAUAUUCGACUAAUGAGUUCAAGGCCAGAAGCUGUGACUUUAGUCUCGACGAUGAGGCCUAGGACUGGCACUACGUCUGCGUCUAUCUCUCGAUCUCGAUCGGCGGCGUUCCCUGCUCCUAUCCCUGUGUCGUCGUUCGUCUUCCUCAGGACCUCCUCU